This is a messenger RNA of Penicillium griseofulvum, 1596 nucleotides long. RefSeq names its product sugar porter family MFS transporter. The record is from RefSeq and is a predicted model, not a curated record. Gene Ontology annotation, cellular component: membrane. Bases 1 to 1596 code for a protein of 531 amino acids. Gene Ontology annotation, biological process: transmembrane transport; carbohydrate transport. Gene Ontology annotation, molecular function: carbohydrate:proton symporter activity. Lineage: Eukaryota; Fungi; Ascomycota; Eurotiomycetes; Eurotiales; Aspergillaceae. The transcript is spliced from 8 exons.
AUGUCGUGGCUAUUAAAGAAGAUCGUUCACAAUGAGGCGAUGAGAGAGGAUCCGAAGGAGAUCUAUGGAUGGAGGGUCUUUAUGCUUGCCUGUUCGGCCUGUUUCGGCGGAAUGCUUUUUGGCAUGGACACCGGUAUUAUUAGCGGAGUCCUAACCAUGCCAGGAUUCAAGAAGACAUACCAGCUGGAGAACAUCGACAAAGUCGCGGCAGCGAAUUUAUCAGCCAAUAUCGUCUCCACACUCCAAGCAGGAUGCUUCUUUGGAGCUAUGGGUGCUUCCCCAGUAGCCGAGAGAUACGGUAGACGAAUGGCCCUACUCGGCUCAGCGGUAGUAGCCGUGCUAGGAAUUUUGAUGCAAACCACAGCCAGCGGCCACAUCGAAGUCAUGUAUAUCGGACGACUCAUCACCGGCUUCGGAGUCGGCGCCGCAUCCAUGAUCAACCCCCUCUACGUUUCCGAGAACGCGCCGCGCGCAAUCCGCGGCGGUCUAACAGGUCUAUACCAGCUCUUCAUUACCGCGGGAAUCAUGCUCGCAUUCUGGAUCAACUACGGUUCGCUACUACACAUCAAGGGCCCCGCAAUGUACCUCGUCCCACUGGCACUACAAGGUCUCCCCGCAGUCCUCCUAUUCUUCGGCAUGUUGAUGUGCAACGAGUCACCCCGUUGGUUGGCCAAACAAGACCGGUGGGAAGAAGCCCGCGCAACUCUCUCGAAAGUGCGCAAUCUGCCCUCCGACCACCCAUACGUGGAAGAAGAAUUCCAGGCCAUUGCCACGCAAUUGGAACAGGAGCGCGCACUUGUCGCUGGUUCCGGCUUCUGGGACUUGAUGAAAGAGAUGUGGUUUAUUCCGGGUAAUCGCAAGCGCGCGAUUAUCUCUGUCGUCUUGAUGAUUUGCCAACAGAUGACUGGAACUAAUGCGAUUAAUUACUACGCGCCCCAGAUCUUCCAAAACCUCGGCGUAACCGGAAACGCAACUAACCUCUUCGCAACUGGUGUCUACGGAAUCGUGAAGAUGGUCAGCUGUGGCGUGUUCCUGAUCUUCGUUGCGGACUCGCUGGGUCGUCGUCGCUCCCUCCUAUGGACUUCCGUCGCGCAGGCAUUGGCAAUGAUGUACAUCGGAUUGUACGUUCGCAUUGCGCCGCCCGUUAAGGGCGAACCCGUCAUCCCUGCUGGGUAUUUUGCGCUAGUUUGUAUCUUCCUGUUCGCGGCAUUCUUCCAAUUCGGAUGGGGACCCGUCUGCUGGAUUUACGUCUCUGAGAUCCCGACUGCCAGACUGCGCUCACUGAAUGUUUCAUUUGGAGCUGCUACACAGUGGUUGUUCAACUUUGUUGUUGCCAGAGCUGUGCCGAAUAUGUUGGCUACUGUUGGUGCUAACGGUUAUGGAACAUACAUUAUAUUCUCGUGCUUCUGUUUCUCGAUGGGUAUCUUUGUGUGGUUCUUUAUCCCGGAGACAAAGGGUUUGUCUCUCGAGAAGAUGGAUGAGCUCUUUGGUGUUACGCAGAUGCUUGAGAAUAAGAAUGCUGAUGCGGAGCGAGGCUCUGUUGGUGAUCGGGGGGAGAAGUCGUCCCCGGUGCAUGUUGAGAAGGUGAAUGAGUAG